This is a messenger RNA of Pecten maximus, 4639 nucleotides long. RefSeq names its product bolA-like protein DDB_G0274169. The coding region runs from base 196 to 606 and encodes 136 amino acids. The record is from RefSeq and is a predicted model, not a curated record. Lineage: Eukaryota; Metazoa; Mollusca; Bivalvia; Pectinida; Pectinidae. The transcript is spliced from 9 exons. Gene Ontology annotation, cellular component: mitochondrion.
GUGGUUAGUUCAAAUGAGUAUUUUAGGAGGCUGCGAUAUGUUCGUGUGAAUUAAAGCCUCCUUGUGGUAGUCCAAAACUUUUGCCGAUUUAUAGUGCUGCCUUACUGAAGCAUACUUCCGAAGACACCCAGCAGGACACCCCACCUGGUCACAUGAUACUGACAAUGGACGAACCAGUCGUUAUACACUCCUGAUAUGCUGAGAGCUAAGCAGGAGAUGGCUAGUAAUUCCAUAUUGAACACAGUAGACAAAUCCUUGAGACUUGUGAGAAUGCUGACUACUGAUAUUAUGAAACCAGUUGAGGAAUCCAUUAUACAGAAACUGUCAGAGAGACUAGCACCACAACAUCUCGAAGUCAUUAAUGAAAGCUACAUGCAUAAUGUUCCCAAAGGGUCUGAGACUCAUUUCAAAGUGGUUGUUAUAUCUGAAAAAUUUCAAAGUGUCCCCUUGAUAAAGAGACAUAGAAUGGUGAAUGAUGUUUUACAAGAUGAACUAGAGUCUGGAGUUCAUGCACUGUCCAUUCUAGCGAAGACUCCACAACAAUGGGAAGAUUCAGCACAGAAUAUUGGGAAAUCCCCUCCAUGUAGAGGGGGAGCAGGUCUCUGAUCAUCUCACCAUUGUAUUAGAUGUGGAUUUGUUUCUGACAAUAUUGGUGGACUGUUCAGUGUGGGAUUAUUCUGUUCCUACUUGUCUAUUACCUUUGAUAUGGAGAUUCAGGAAUUAAUUUAUUUACACCUAGAAGUGACAGGAAAUUUGUGAAUGUGUAACAGACUCAGACUUUACGCUCACAUCCGCAGAAUAUAACGCUCACAUCCACGGAAUAUUACGCUCACAUCCGCGGAAUAUUACGCUCACAUCCGCGGAAUAUUACGCUCACAUCCGCGGAAUACAUACAUUUGUAUUUCCAUGGUGUUGCAUGAUGGUCAAGUUAAUAAUUAUACUUAAGUCACGAUGAUACAAAAACUCUUGGUAGUGGCAUUGAAAAACGUCAUAAUGCAUGGAUACAUUGAAAUAACAAGCAGCCUUUGACUGACAGGUGUCAUUAGGAACCUUAAUCCAACUGACAGUCAGGUGUCAUUAGGAACCUUAAUCCAACUGAUAGUCAGGUGUCAUUAGGAACCUUAAUCAAACUGUUAGUCAGGUGUCAUUAGGAACCUUAAUCCAACUGACAGUCAGGUGUCAUUAGGAACCUUAAUCCAACUGAUAGUCAGGUGUCAUUAGGAACCUUAAUCCAACUGACAGUCAGGUGUCAUUAGGAACCUUAAUCCAACUGAUAGUCAGGUGUCAUUAGGAACCUUAAUCCAACUGACAGUCAGGUGUCAUUAGGAACCUUAAUCCAACUGACAGUCAGGUGUCAUUAGGAACCUUAAUCAAACUGUUAGUCAGGUGUCAUUAGGAACCUUAAUCCAACUGAUAGUCAGGUGUCAUUAGGAACCUUAAUCCAACUGACAGUCAGGUGUCAUUAGGAACCUUAAUCCAACUGACAGUCAGGUGUCAUUAGGAACCUUAAUCCAACUGACAGUCAGGUGUCAUUAGGAGCCUUAAUCCAACUGACAGUCAGGUGUCAUUAGGAACCUUAAUCCAACUAACAGUCAGGUGUCAUUAGGAACCUUAAUCCAACUGAUAGUCAGGUGUCAUUAGGAACCUUAAUCCAACUGACAGUCAGGUGUCAUUAGGAACCUUAAUCCAACUGACAGUCAGGUGUCAUUAGGAACCUUAAUUCAACUGACAGUCAGGUGUCAUUAGGAACCUUAAUCCAACUGACAGUCAGGUGUCAUUAGGAACCUUAAUCCAACUGACAGUCAGGUGUCAUUAGGAACCUACUCCAACUGAUAGUCAGGUGUCAUUAGGAACCUUAAUCCAACUGACAGUCAGGUGUCAUUAGGAACCUUAAUCCAACUGACAGUCAGGUGUCAUUAGGAACCUUAAUCCAACUGACAGUCAGGUGUCAUUAGGAAUCUUAAUCCAACUGACAGUCAGGUGUCAUUAGGAACCUUAAUCCAACUGACAGUCAGGUGUCAUUAGGAACCUUAAUCCAACUGACAGUCAGGUGUCAUUAGGAACCUUAAUCCAACUGACAGUCAGGUGUCAUUAGGAACCUUAAUCCAACUGACAGUCAGGUGUCAUUAGGUACCUUAAUCCAACUGACAGUCAGGUGUCAUUAGGUACCUUAAUCCAACUGACAGUCAGGUGUCAUUAGGUACCUUAAUCCAACUGACAGUCAGGUGUCAUUAGGUACCUUAAUCCAACUGACAGUCAGGUGUCAUUAGGAACCUUAAUCCAACUGAUAGGUGUCAUUAGGUACCUUAAUCCGACUGACAGUCAGGUGUAAUUAGGAACCUUAAUCCAAUUGACAGUCAGGUGUCAUUAGGAACCUUAAUCCAACUGACAGUCAGGUGUCAUUAGGAACCUUAAUCCAACUGUUAGUCAGGUGUCAUUAGGAACCUUAAUCCAACUGACAGUCAGGUGUCAUUAGGAACCUUAAUCCAACUGACAGUCAGGUGUCAUUAGGAACCUUAAUCCAACUGACAGUCAGGUGUCAUUAGGAACCUUAAUCCAACUGACAGUCAGGUGUCAUUAGGUACCUUAAUCCAACUGACAGUCAGGUGUCAUUAGGUACCUUAAUCCAACUGACAGUCAGGUGUCAUUAGGUACCUUAAUCCAACUGACAGUCAGGUGUCAUUAGGUACCUUAAUCCAACUGACAGUCAGGUGUCAUUAGGUACCUUAAUCCAACUGACAGUCAGGUGUCAUUAGGAACCUUAAUCCAACUGAUAGUCAGGUGUCAUUAGGAACCUUAAUCCAACUGACAGUCAGGUGUCAUUAGGAACCUUAAUCCAACUGUUAGUCAGGUGUCAUUAGGAACCUUAAUCCAACUGACAGUCAGGUGUCAUUAGGAACCUUAAUCCAACUGACAGUCAGGUGUCAUUAGGAACCUUAAUCCAACUGACAGUCAGGUGUCAUUAGGAACCUUAAUCCAACUGACAGUCAGGUGUCAUUAGGAACCUUAAUCCAACUGACAGUCAGGUGUAAUUAGGAACCUUCAUUCAUUUCAGCUAUAUGAAAACCUGAUCUCAAUAAAUUAUUUAGCUGUUGUGAUUUAAUAAUGACUUGCUAUAGACUGUUACUGGUAAAUAAACUUUGGUGACUAGCUAUAGACUGUUACUGGUAAAUAAACUUUGGUGACUAGCUAUAGACUGUUACUGGUAAAUAAACUUUGGUGACUAGCUAUAGGCUGUUACUGGUAAAUAAACUUUGGUGACUAGCUAUAGACUGUUACUGGUAAAUAAACUUUGGUGACUAGCCAUAGACUGUUACUGGUAAAUAAACUUUGGUGACUAGCCAUAGACUGUUACUGGUAAAUAAACUUUGGUGACUAGCCAUAGACUGUUACUGGUAAAUAAACUUUGGUGACUAGCCAUAGGCUGUUACUGGUAAAUAAACUUUGGUGACUAGCUAUAGGCCGUUACUGGUAAAUAAACUUUGGUGACUAGCUAUAGGCUGUUACUGGUAAAUAAACUUUGGUGACUAGCUAUAGACUGUUACUGGUAAAUAAACUUUGGUGACUAGCUAUAGACUGUUACUGGUAAAUAAACUUUGGUGACUAGCUAUAGGCCGUUACUGGUAAAUAAACUUUGGUGACUAGCUAUAGGCUGUUACUGGUAAAUAAACUUUGGUGACUAGCUAUAGACUGUUACUGGUAAAUAAACUUUGGUGACUAGCUAUAGGCUGUUACUGGUCAAUAAACUUUGGUGACUAGCUAUAGACUGUUACUGGUCAAUAAACUUUGGUGACUAGCUAUAGACUGUUACUGGUCAAUAAACUUUGGUGACUAGCUAUAGACUGUUACUGGUCAAUAAACUUUGGUGACUAGCUAUAGACUGUUACUGGUAAAUAAACUUUGGUGACUAGCUAUAGACUGUUACUGGUAAAUAAACUUUGGUGACUAGCUAUAGGCUGUUACUGGUAAAUAAACUUUGGUGACUAGCUAUAGACUGUUACUGGUAAAUAAACUUUGGUGACUAGCUAUAGGCUGUUACUGGUAAAUAAACUUUGGUGACUAGCUAUGGGCUGUUACUGGUAAGGAGAUUGUUGAGUAUACAAACACUUUCUAUAACCCACUGUCAAAUAUUCAGCUGGUAUCUCAACAAAUACCAAAUAUGUUUGAUAUUGAUAGCUGUAAACCUUAACUUAUACACUCCAUGCCUCCAUUUAUCCAGAAACACAGUAAACAACAUCCCUCCUACAUCUAGAUCAGAUAUUGUUGUAGUCUCAGAGGGUAUCAUAUAUUAACGUUGAUGUACAGAGCUUAAAUCUCCUCUACACAUGAUGCAUAAUGUACCAGUGUAAUUGGAUAGAAUUGUAAGUGUACUUUACAGGUUGAGACUGUAGUAUAUCAAGUCCAACCUCAAAUAUCCUCGUGUUGUUUUAUUGUAAACAAAUCUGAGGAAGCUUUUUCACUUACAUUCAUGUACAUAAAUAAAGGUGGUUAUAGCAAUACUGAAGUAAAGUUAGAACGUCAUGUUUGUUUCUUGUAUAUUUCAGUUAAAGAAAGUACAAAAUGUAUGUGUGAAAAAUGAAUAUUUGUGACAUGUGACAUGACUGACAUGGAAUUACAACAUUAAAGAUAAUGAUUUUUA